This is a messenger RNA of Lodderomyces orthopsilosis Co 90-125, 1269 nucleotides long. RefSeq names its product rRNA-binding ribosome biosynthesis protein (gene SSF1). Gene Ontology annotation, biological process: rRNA processing; ribosomal large subunit assembly. Lineage: Eukaryota; Fungi; Ascomycota; Pichiomycetes; Serinales; Debaryomycetaceae. The transcript has a single exon. Gene Ontology annotation, cellular component: preribosome, large subunit precursor. The record is from RefSeq and is a predicted model, not a curated record. Gene Ontology annotation, molecular function: rRNA binding. The coding region runs from base 1 to 1269 and encodes 422 amino acids.
AUGGCCAAGAGAAGAACAAAGAGAAGAACCCAUCAGAAACCUAGUGAGGAUGAAGUUGCCAAAAUACCCAAGUCAAUGGUGAUCCAUCUAGGUUCAUCUUUGAAAAAUCACUCAUUAUCUCAAUUAGUAUCUGACUUUAGAAAUGUCAUGCAACCACAUACUGCCAUCAACUUGCGAGAACGUAAAUCCAAUAAAUUAAAAGACUUUAUAGUCAUGUGUGGUCCGUUGCAUGUGUCUGACUUGUUCAUUUUCAACCAAACCUCAUCGGGAAAUAUCACUUUGCGUAUGGGUAAAUUACCAAGAGGUCCCACAUUGCAAUUUAUGGUCAACACUUACUCCUUAUGUAAAGAUGUCCGAAAGAUCUUGAAACAUCCAAAGUCGGUUGGUAAAGAUAGUGCAGAGUUUCACCAGCCGCCAUUAUUAGUCUUGAAUGGGUUUUCCAACAAUGUCAACGAGAUGCCUAUGCAUGAAAAGUUGAUGGUUACCAUGUUUCAAAAUAUGUUUCCUCCAAUUCAACCACAAAAUACUAAGGUCAACACAAUCAAGAGGGUGUUACUCAUCUCCAAGGAUAAAACUACAGGACAGAUUGAACUUAGGCAUUACUCCAUAAAUACAAAACUUGUCGAUGAGAGCAAAAGUGUCAAGAAACUUAUUCAAUCCCAUCACAAUUUGAAGAAAAAAUUGCCCAAAAUGACCAAUGCUCAGGAUGUUGCCGACUUGAUUUUGGAUCCAUAUGCUAUUGGUGGUUUGACUUCUGAUAGUGAGGUGGAGGACGAUGCGGUAGUUGAAGUGCAACAUGAGGAAUUCCUCAAGAGACAGUCUCAACAAAACGAGAACCAGCCACAGCAACAAGAAUCAAUCACUACAUCAAAAAAGAGAGCUAUCAAAUUGGUUGAAUUGGGACCAAGAAUAAAUAUGUCUUUGUUAAAGAUUGAAGAAGGUUUAGUUGGAUCAUCAAAAACACUUUAUCAUUCAUCUGUAUCAAAAUCUGUUGAUGAAGCGCAAAAGCUUGAUGCUAAGCACAAAUUAAAAGAGAAGUUGAAACAAGAGAGAAGAGCCAAACAACAGGCUGCCGUACAAGCCAAACUUGAUAAAAAGCAAGCAAAGAAACUUAGAAAAAAAGCAAGAUUUGAAGGUGAGAAUGGCAAAGACAAGAGUGGUGGUGAAGCUAGUGAUGACGAGGAUGCCGAUGAAGAUGAAGACAUGCCCGAAAUUAAUGCUGAAGAUUACGAGAAUGAUAGUGACUUGUACAGUGAUGUAGAGGUAUAG